Molecule: messenger RNA, 519 nt
Organism: Meyerozyma guilliermondii ATCC 6260
Lineage: Eukaryota; Fungi; Ascomycota; Pichiomycetes; Serinales; Debaryomycetaceae
Exons: 1
Coding region: 1-519 (172 amino acids)
Source: RefSeq, a predicted model, not a curated record
AUGGCUGCUUUUAUAGUGGCAAGCGCAAAAGCAACAGCAGAAAAGCAGCAGCAGCAGUUCCAAGAAGCAAUAAGAGUAAACUGCAACAGCACAACAGCGCAACAGCGCAACAGCGCAACAGCGCAACAGCGCAGCAGCGCAACAGCGCAGCAGCGCGUUUGCAACAUGCAUGUUUGCAACACGCACAAGCCGCAGGACCCUCGCACCAGAACCGAGGGUCCUACUCCCGGAGGGUCCAUUUGCAGAAAGGGUCCAUUCCGGAAAUGGCCUUCUUAUCGUGGUCACUUGUUUGUCUGGCCGGCAUCAGCCAAAAGCGACGCAGUGGAUGUGCUGUCGGCAGCUGAACCCCGCCGGCGGCGACGCACCCAUAUUCGGCGACGAAUUCCCGUUCCCAAUCGGUACUUUGACGACCAUCCUGACCACCCAGCGUACAUCCAGCCCUGGUCGUCCACCGAGUCGGUCAUUAAAACAUACCAACGUUCCCAGUCCCAAUUCCAAUCUAGGUCAGGAAGUGGAUAG